ACACAUUUCACCGACACGACACCUUCACACACGACUUCGCGCUCGGAAAGGUCCUUUUCAAACAUGGGUCGUUUAGCGGAGAUGCAGCGUAAGCUUCUGGAGCAAAUGAUGGGCCCAGAGGCAAUGGGUGUCGCCAAUGCCAACUUGGUCUGGAGUGACGAGAAGGUUUGCCGCAAUUUUCUUUGCGGUACCUGUCCCCACACGCUCUUCACAAACACUAAAAUGGAUCUUGGAGCGUGUCCCAAAUCACACACUGAACGGCUGAAAACUGAGUUCAAUGCGGCUAAAGAAGCCAACCCUUCAGACCCCAUAUUCUCUCGCUUUCAAUUGGAAUACGAGUCGAACAUAUUCUCAUUCGUUGACGAGUGUGACCGCCGAAUUCGUGCGGCGCAUCGUAGACUGGAGAAGACCCCCGAGGAAAAUGCGAAAACAACGAAUUUGAUGAGAGAAAUUGGCGAAAUUGAGUUGGCUAUUCAGGGAGGGACAGAGAAGAUCGAAUCUCUCGGCGAACAAGGCAAGGUCGAGGAGUCGAUGAACGAAAUGGCUGCGAUCGAGGCAUUGAAGACUGAAAAGUCUGAGAAGGAGCGUGAAUUGCAGCAAUUGACGGACACCUCCGGCGCCUCUGGUCAUCAAAAGCUUCGCGUCUGCGAUGUCUGCGGCGCGUAUCUCUCCGUUUUGGACUCGGAUCGUCGACUGGCUGACCACUUCGGAGGCAAGAUGCAUCUGGGUUAUCACGAACUGCGUAACAUGCUUGCCAAGUUUAGAGAAGAGCGGGAAAAAGCGAAGCAGGCAGCGCCCAGUUCCGCUCCAGCUGGCGCCCCGCCGUCUGGGCCGCCCCGAGACGCUCGGCCGUCAGAGCGGGACGAUCACCGUGACCGGGACCGUGAUCGGGACCGAGACCGAGAUCGGUUUCAUUCAUCCUCGCGCUAUGAUGACCGUCGUCGAGACCGAGAUCGCUCCCGAAGUCCAAGACGGCGGUACUGAAUCUGAUUGCCGAGUGUACUAUUUCAUGACGACUCAUUUCAUAUGUUCUUGUCUGUCACCACCAACGAUGUCAUUUUGUUGGAAA
Messenger RNA from Mycena citricolor, 1069 nucleotides. NCBI's taxonomy places the organism in Eukaryota, Fungi, Basidiomycota, Agaricomycetes, Agaricales, Mycenaceae. The record is from the annotation of a GenBank genome assembly.